Messenger RNA from Blastomyces dermatitidis ER-3, 1221 nucleotides. RefSeq names its product threonine dehydratase. NCBI's taxonomy places the organism in Eukaryota, Fungi, Ascomycota, Eurotiomycetes, Onygenales, Ajellomycetaceae. The transcript has 2 exons. Gene Ontology annotation, molecular function: D-serine ammonia-lyase activity; pyridoxal phosphate binding; L-serine ammonia-lyase activity. Bases 1 to 1221 code for a protein of 406 amino acids. The record is from RefSeq and is a predicted model, not a curated record. Gene Ontology annotation, biological process: pyruvate biosynthetic process; D-serine biosynthetic process; L-serine metabolic process.
AUGACCGACCCAACCCACUGGCUCCCGCUCACCACCUCCAACGUCCUCGCCGCCCACGACCUGGUCAAGCCCUACAUCCACGAAACCCCAAUCCUAACCAGCAAGACCCUCAACCGCAUCGCCUCCACGCCGCAAGCGGCCGAAGCGCUCGUCGGCACGCCGUUCGAGGGCCAGCCGCCCGCGCAGCCGAAGAUAAACUUCUUCUUCAAAUGCGAGAAUCUGCAGCGGAUAGGCGCGUUUAAGGCGCGGGGCGCGUUCCAUGCGCUGUUGCGGGCUGUGCAAGUAAUGGGGGAGGAGGAGGUGAGGCGGCGGGGGGUUGUUACGCAUAGUUCUGGAAACCACGCGCAAGCCCUCGCCCUCGCGGCCUCCACCCUCUCCAUCCCCGCCUACAUCGUCAUGCCCUCGAUCUCCACCCCGUCCAAAAUCGCCGGCACGCGCUCCCACGGCGCCAAAGUGAUAUUCUCCGGCUCCACCAGCCAGGAGCGCGAAGCCGUCGUCGCCACCGUCAUCGCCGAGACGGGCGCCAUCCUCAUCCCGCCCUACGACCACGCCGACGUCGUCUUGGGCCAGGGCACGGUCGCCGUCGAGCUGGAGAAGCAGGUGCGGGAGCUCGUAGACACGGAUGCGGGGUUGAGUGUGCAUCCUAAAGAGAGAGGAGGAGGAGGAGGAGGAGGAGGAGGAGGAGAAGGCGGGAGGGGCAGGCCCGGCGUGCUCGACGCGGUGAUCACGCCCCUCGGCGGCGCGGGCUUGACCUCCGGCGUGGCGACGUAUUACUCGACGCGGACGCCCAAGACGCUCGUGUUUGGGGCGGAGCCGUCGUUCCAGGGUGGCGACGACUGCCGGCGCGGGCUGGCGGCGGGGGAGCGAGUUACGAGCGUGAAGACGCUGACGAUUGCGGAUGGGCUGCGGACGCCGGUGGGGGAGGUGGGGUGGAGUGUUGUCUCUGACAAGGAGAAGGUGAGGGGUGUGUAUGCGGUGAGUGAGGGGCAGAUUCUGGCUGCGAUGCGGCUUGUGCUGGAGAGGGUGAAGGUUGUUGUGGAGCCGUCGGCGGUGGUGGGGUUGGCGGUUUGUUUGUUUGAUGAAGGUUUUCGGAGGAUGGUGGUUGAGGAGUGUGCGCGGGAGGGGAAGGAGGGGUGGGAUGUUGGAGUUGUGUUUUCAGGGGGUAAUACGACUGUGGAGAGGAUUGGGGAGUUGUUUAUGGGCGGGGAUAAGGAGGAGUGA